This is a messenger RNA of Haplochromis burtoni (Burton's mouthbrooder), 1173 nucleotides long. It is a transcript of the gene cunh9orf78, whose product is annotated as chromosome unknown C9orf78 homolog. Gene Ontology annotation, biological process: mRNA splicing, via spliceosome. The transcript has 9 exons. Gene Ontology annotation, cellular component: spliceosomal complex. Lineage: Eukaryota; Metazoa; Chordata; Actinopteri; Cichliformes; Cichlidae. Bases 108 to 983 code for a protein of 291 amino acids. The record is from RefSeq and is a predicted model, not a curated record.
GCACUAUUAUUGUACAUUUGUUCGUCCCCUCUCUUAUUCCAGCAGCAGCUACACUCAAGUCCAGCUUCUAGAAAACUCUGAAAUAAUUUUGUGUUGUAUCUAAAAAAAUGCCGUGUGGCAAAAAUUUUAGAAGGAGAAGGGACUCGUCCGAUGUGGAGGAGGAUGAGACCACCGAAGAAGUCAGACAUAAGUUGGAAGAGGCUAAAGAGCUACAGAGUUUGCGCAAACGACAGACCGGAAUCAGUGUGACCGCCUUGCUGGUUGGAGAAAAACUUCCACCAGAGGCUGAAAUUGAGAAUGACCCAUUUAAACUGAAGACUGGGGGAAUUGUUGACAUGAAGAAAGUGAAAGACCGGAAUAGAGACAUGACAGAAGAUGAGACAGACCUCAACCUGGGGACGUCUUUUUCAGCCGAGACAAACAGAAGAGACGAGGAUGCAGAUAUGAUGAAAUAUAUUGAGACGGAACUAAAAAAGAAGAAGGGCCUGGUGGAGGCUGAGGAGCAUAAAGUUAAAGUGAAGAAUCCAGAGGACCACCUGUACGAGCUGCCCGAGAACAUCCGAGUCAAUUCUGCCAAGAAGACAGAGGAGAUGUUGUCUAAUCAGAUGCUGAGUGGCAUCCCUGAAGUUGAUCUCGGCAUUGAUGCAAAGAUAAAGAACAUUAUCCAGACAGAGGAGGCAAAAGCAAAGCUUUUGGCAGAACAAAGAAACAAGAAAAAAGACCACGGCACAUCAUUUGUACCCACGAACAUCGCUGUUAACUACGUCCAACACAAUCGAUUCUAUCAUGAGGAUGCAAAUGCACCGCAGAGACACCACAGACACAAAGAAGAACCCAAAGCAAGACCGCUGCGUGUGGGCGACACAGAGAAACCAGGUCCAGAGGCUCCGUCACCACCAAACUACCGCAAACGUCCAAACAAUGAGAAGGCUACAGAUGACUACCACUAUGAGAAGUUCAAGAAGAUGAAUCGACGAUAUUGAUGUGGAUAUAUAUAAAACCAUUUUAAACUCAAGAUUGGACCAUAAAUCAUUUGAGGAUCCCAAACGGCUUUUGAUGGCAUAGCUCUAACAUCAGGGCCACACAGUGUAAUUAUUGUAUAUAGCUCCUGCUGUUUGUCUGUAUACAGUACAGUUGUUAAUGUCUCAGAUGAUUUCUUUUGCUCAGGAUUGU